CUUAGUGUCAGCAGUAGUCAGUCAGCCAUGUUGAAGUGGAAAUGUUGAGUGUUUGGGUGCGCGUAUGGUGAAUUUUAUUACUUGAGGAGUUUUGUGUAUGUGUCAAAGAAAAGUGCUAGAAUAGUGAACAUUAACACCGUUUGUGGUUCGAAAAUGAGUUGGGGAACGGAACUGUGGGACCAGUAUGAAACGAUAGCGCUCCACACACAGAAAGGGAUUGAUUUUUUAGAGAAAUAUGGCCAUUUUAUCCGGGAGAGAUGUGCAAUCGAGAUGGAAUAUGCAUCGAAGCUACGGAAACUUGUAAAGAACUACCAACCAAAGAAGAAAGAUGAAGAGGAUUACCAGUACAGUCCUUGCAGAGCAUUCAAACAUGUGAUGACAGAAAUAAAUGAUCUAGCAGGACAGCAUGAAGUGAUAGCAGAAAACCUUCAGUUGAAUGUGAUCCGUGAGGUUUCAAUUUUAGUAAAAGACUUCAAAGAAGAACGGAAAAAACAUUUACAAGAAGGUGCUCGUAUGAUGUCAAACUUGAGUGCUCAGAUUGGUUCUCUGGACAGAGCUCGCAAAAACUAUGAAAAAGCAUUCAAGGAAGCAGAAAGGGCGUUGGAUAACUUUCAGAGGGCAGAUGCAGACUUGAACUUAUCACGAGCUGAAGUAGAGAAACAGCGGAUGAACAUGUCCAUUAAAUCACAGCAGUGUGAAGAAACAAAAAAUGAAUAUGCUAAUCAGCUUCAAAAGACCAAUGAUUUACAGAAUCAGCAUUACCACACAAUGAUGCCAGAUGUUUUCCAUCAUCUACAAGAACUAGAUGAGAAAAGAAUAAAGAAUAUCAAGAAUUUCAUGAUACAGUCAGUUGACAUUGAGAGAAAUGUGUUUCCUAUCAUCAGCAAAUGUUUAGAUGGCAUUGUAAGAGCAGCUGAACAGAUAAAUGAGAAGGAGGAUACACAGAUGGUUAUAGAAAGAUAUAAAUCAGGAUUUCAACCACCAGAAGAUAUUCCAUUUGAAGAUCUUAGUGCAAUAAAGAGUGGUGAAGUUUCUGCCCCAAUCAACACUGUUGCUAUUACUGCCAUCAGACCAGAAGCCAUGACAGUUAAAGGCACCAUGUCAACAGGGAAGAUAAAGAAGAGGGUUGGCCUCUUUGGCAUCUUUAGCUCUAAUAAGUUCAUUGAAGUGUGCAUUGCUUUCAAGAACAACUUCUCAUCAUAUGGGGAAAACAAGGAGGACUACAGUGAUCUUCCACCUAACCAGAGGAAGAAGAAACUUCAGUUACGAGUAGAAGAUAUCACAGCCAAGAUUCAGCAAGAGACUGCUGCAAGAGAUGGCUUGAUGAAGAUGAAGGGUGUGUAUGAGCAGAAUCCUGCAUUAGGCGAUCCCAUGUCCAUUGAAGGACAGCUAAAUGAGAGUGGCCACAAGUUGGACAAGCUGCGACAGAAGUUACAGAAAUAUCAAGGAUAUUUGGAAGAAGCAGUAGAGGGUGUGAACAAUAAGUCUGGACAACAGUCAGGAGUUGUUCUCUCUGUGUCACCUUCUGCUCCAAGUCGUCGAAAUAAAGGGGUUGCCCCAGGGCAUCAUCUGAAUGGAGGACAUCUUAAUCGACAUCACAGAAAUAGUGGUGGGUCAGGGGGGGAAGAGGAUUCACUUAGUCGCUCAGCUUCGGACUCCAGUGUUUCAAAUCCAGCUGUAAACCAUAAGCAGUCAGCUCCUGGCACACCACUGCCAUCACAUGGCUCCUCAAACAGUCCCGAGUCUGGCCUGGGAACAUCUCAUACCAGUCUCCCCGACUCUGACCCAGAACAUGGUGACACUGAUGCCCAAGGCCAGCCAUGCAGUGACUACUGUGAUGGAGAAGUACUCCCAGCCCUUGGUGUAUGUAAAGCACUCUACCCAUUUGAAGCUACAAGCGAGGGCUCCAUACCAAUGCAUGAUGGCGAAGAACUCCACAUUGUAGAGUUGGACCAGGGUGAUGGCUGGACACGAGUACGGAGACAAAUUGACAUGGAGGAAGGAUUUGUACCCACAUCAUAUAUUGAAUGCACACUUUUUAGCAGUUGUUAAUGGACAUGAAAUUUAAAAUGCAGGCUGUAAAUAAGGUUGCACUGGAGUGAAAUCCAGAACCACAACUCAACUCGUCCAUAGCAAGUUCCGUUCCAAUGCUCCUUCGUACUGAUUUUUCUGGACAGACUUGUUCUUAGUUUUCAGACUCUCAUAGCAAAUAUUAUUGGGGGGGGAUUGCAGAAUGGGAGCAGUUGGAACAUUCGGGAAUUGGCUGUUAGAUGCAAGUGAAGAGCAGUUACUGUGAUGGUUAGAGUUUUGUGUUGUAAGUAUUUGGUUGCACGUCUGAAAGUAGAGAAGAUCAAGUCUUUAAUGGUGUAGGGAACAUGAAAUGGCAACAAUUUGGUAACAAUUUUAUUAUAAUUACUCUAAAAAUGGAUUGUAAUUUUUGGUCAAAAAGUGCCAAAACUGUUGUUGGUCAGAACUGGGUUGUGUUCUAGCUCAUAUUAAUAAUUUCUGCUAUAUCUAGGAGGUUGAUAAUGUAUUGUUUUCAUCAGUGACAGAUAAACAAGGGGAAACUUUCCCUGUAGGAAAACAUGGGUUUUUGAUAAAGUCUUGACAAACUCCAAUUCAUUUCAUUCAUUUUUAGUGGCUCUGUUAUGGAAUUGUAACCAAGCUUCAAAAAGUGGUUAACUUAUUGUUGAUCAGUGCUCAGGUCUGUAGGUUAGUAAUGAAGAGUUUUGAUCAGUCACAAGUAGCUUUUGAAAAUGCAUACUUAGGGAGGCUUAGUUUUUGUAAUUACACUCGUCAUGUUCUGUUAUUGAUGUGGGAAACUGGAAUGAAGGCAGUGUUGUUAGAGUUGGGCACUAUAAUACAAUUUUUAGUGUUCAUAACUAGAAACAGGCAUGAAAAACUUAUGUUUUAUACACUUGGGCUGUUGUAUAUUGUAUCUUUAACUCUUGGAAAUAAUUACAGACACAAAUGAUGAAUGUUGAAGUUUAUACACUAGGGAAAUGUGAAACUGCUAUGCUCAUAUUAUAUGUGUGGAUGUACUGAACAGCUUAUAACAAUAAUAAUAAUAAAAUAAUAUAUGACAAAUUAUGUCAGUGGCAUGAAAAUGGUGUCCCGUAAAUUAGGUGUUCGAUAUGCACCACCUUACAGCAAGUAUAUAGACACAGAGCAGUUCAGCAUAUAUCGAUGAAAUAGAAACACUAAUACUUUUAUAUUAUAAAGGUGAAGUUGUGAUUUAUUUUUUAUUUCUUGCCUUUAGUUUUUAUGACAUUAUGCUAAUGAAUGAACGCUUGAAUGGAUUUUUAUUUCAUAACUGUUUCUGUGUUUGUGUUUACCUGCACAUGUGUGCACAUGCAGAAUAAUACAUAUAAACAGAACACACACACAGCUUGAUAUAUUCAAUAGUCUGUGCUCUACUUUCACAUUGUUUCUGAAAACUGAUGUAUACACGGUGUGAUAAUGUUUCAUGUUUCUGACUUGCUAGUUUUGUUAGUGUAGCUCAUAUAAGUGUUGUGGACCAAAUUAAAUUUAGAAACUACACUUUUAAACAGAUGCAUAGAGCAGGAGUGUUCAAAACUUAAGUCACUCUUUUGAAGCUGAUAGUUAUAAUAAUGUAAUGAAAAUAUAAGUAAGUACAGCAAUCUCUUAGAAGAGCUGAUGGGAGUUUGGGUUGUUUUAAUAAUGGCCACUGUUGGCAUGAGGAGGCAGUGUAAUAUCCUACAACUUGGGAGUAUAGGUCCUUCUGUCUGCUAGGUGAUGAUAGCUCAAAGUCAGGUGGCAGCUUUGUUAUCUCUCGCAUUGAUUCCGAACAUGUGGUUGACUACAACUAAUGUUCUGGGAGAUGAAGUGAGUGCUGUUAAUGAGUGAAAUCCCGUGACAGUCCAGCAGAGAGGUAGAGUAAUUUAUCUUGUUAGAAAAGAGAUGAUGGAAAUCCAAUUAUGAAGGUUAGAGCAGAGCAGACCACAGGUAGUUGUUUUUUGUAGGUCAGAGCCUCUGAUGGACAUCCUGACACUGAGAUUAUGAAAUGUCUUUUCCCUCUUCUCAUGAAAUCUGAAAUGGUUUGUAAACACAUUGCAGCUGGUUGAGUUUUACAUCACAUAUACUGUCCAGGCUCUGUCUUGCCGUCAUACCGUGCUUCCCCUUCUCACAGAAAUAUACACAUUCUUUUGUCUUACUUUCUUUGAUUAUGCAUGUGGGGUUCAUAACAUGAGUGAAAAACAGAACCCAUUGUAGCUCAAGGUUUGUAGGUUGUUUUUAUAUGGUUGCAUUCCAUUUUGAGCUAUAAUAGGCGGUAUUAACACAAACUUGCCGGUCAUGGUAGCCAAGCGGUCUAAGGCAUGUACUGUCUUUGCUCGCCUGGAAACCGGGAUUGUGGGUUUGAA
Molecule: messenger RNA, 4382 nt
Organism: Cryptotermes secundus
Lineage: Eukaryota; Metazoa; Arthropoda; Insecta; Blattodea; Kalotermitidae
Gene: Cip4
Product: formin-binding protein 1-like
Exons: 13
Coding region: 154-2052 (632 amino acids)
Biological process (GO): signal transduction
Molecular function (GO): protein binding
Source: RefSeq, a predicted model, not a curated record